AUGACUAGGAAGGUCCGCUUCUCAGACAAGGCCACGGUACACCAUAUCCCAGCGGUACCCCCUCUCUCGCAUUCACCACCCUCCCCUGCCUCCUCCGGGAGCCUGCCUACACCCCCGAACCUUCCAUACACCCUCCCUGGGUCCACGCCGUACCCUUUCGUGCUCCCUCCCAAGCCCGCUGCACCGCUCCGUCACCAACCCCAGCUUCAUGCUGCCCUCGCGGGCCCUCAGCCUAACAUUCUCUAUGACUGCAGCUAUUCGCCGUCGCAUCUAUCCAUUUUGAACCGUCAUAUUUCACCACGUUUCGCCUCUGAAUCUGCGACGUACCCACCCACAACGUCCAUGACUAUCUCGUCACCGUCCCUACCCUGGACUUUGCGCGUUACACCGCGCCAUGGUGUGAUCAGCGUGUCAGAUGUCCUGUAUGCCAUCUAUGAUGGCCUUCGCUCAGGCAUCUACCCUCAGGACUUCGAAAGCAUGACUCGUGACAAUCAGAAGAGGGUGAGGAAGGCAUACGAGAACAGGUACCGCCGUAUGAGGAGCUCGACUGCUGCUUUGGAGAAGGCUAACGGAGUCAAGAGGGUGGACUUCCUGAUGGGACACACUGUAUUCAUGGGAUUGGCCCCAACCAGGAAUCCUACUCACUGGGUUCUGAUCACGUCAAAAUGA
Pleurotus ostreatus (oyster mushroom) is the source of this 669-nucleotide messenger RNA. RefSeq lists its product as uncharacterized. The record is from RefSeq and is a predicted model, not a curated record. The coding region runs from base 1 to 669 and encodes 222 amino acids. The transcript has a single exon. NCBI's taxonomy places the organism in Eukaryota, Fungi, Basidiomycota, Agaricomycetes, Agaricales, Pleurotaceae.